Aplysia californica (California sea hare) is the source of this 1464-nucleotide messenger RNA. RefSeq names its product glycoprotein-N-acetylgalactosamine 3-beta-galactosyltransferase 1. The record is from RefSeq and is a predicted model, not a curated record. Gene Ontology annotation, molecular function: N-acetylgalactosaminide beta-1,3-galactosyltransferase activity. Gene Ontology annotation, cellular component: membrane. NCBI's taxonomy places the organism in Eukaryota, Metazoa, Mollusca, Gastropoda, Aplysiida, Aplysiidae.
UUCUUUUUUAUUUCCCGGCUCUCUUUUCAGACGGAACGCCUCAUUCAGUUGGAUGCCCUGGUCUGGGUCACAGCUCUUCAAUCUCCCCACUUGUUUCUGUAGCCGGAUCAAGGAGGGGCGAACUUAUUUCGUUCUGCAACUUCGUUCUUAUGUGAUACAGGCUCGCCGGGAGAGUUUACGUGUGUGCAGUGAGCGUCGCACAGAAUAGACGAGGAAUCAGAGUGACAGAUCGAGAAAAGACAAGUUCUUCACCGACGUCGUCCAAUCAAAAGAAAGAACACAGCUCACAACUUUAUAAUAGUGUCCUCCAUAGUGCUGCUGAAGAAGUCUAAUAAACACCAGCUUCAACUAAAAUCAAGCAACUUCACGAUAUUUAUAAAGUGAGGUUGAAGCUUUCCGUCUUUGAUAUAGACGUUCUCAUACGCGGGGUUUUUUUUUCUCUCGGGGUUUCCCAGUUGGAAAUCAGAAAUAGCUGAAAGAAAAGAAAAGAAAAAAGACCCAAACUAUCAAAGUGAACGGUUACACUACUGUAAGAGUCUAUUUUUCUACUGUAAGAGUCUAUUUUUCUACUGUAAGAGUCUAUUUUUAUCUUAAAAUACAAAGAAACAAAGUUCAUAAAUCUUUGCUCAGCUUUCUUUGGACACGAAAAAAGUAGCUACGUUCCUGGUGUUUUUCACAACGACAAAAAUAUUGCUACGAGGUAUUACACGAUCAAAUAUUCAGUUUAGGAUCUAAGAUACAGACCUGUUACUUUGAAAGAAAAGAAAGAGAAAAAAAACACAACAGUCAAUCCAUCCAAAGAACUUUCCCCGAAAAUCCAGCAGACGUCACAAACAGCGGAAGUGACGUCAUGAGUUUCACGACGCGACAGUUCGUCAUGGGCAUGGCGGUGGGCCUGACAGUCGCCUUCCUCAUCGCCAGCUUCCACAGCCUGGCUCACGUGACGCCCACCCGCCAGCUGCCCAUUGCCACCGACAGAGACUUCCACAGGGAGCUGGACAACGUUAUCUCUAACCUUUCUAUGGCGAGACUCAAGCUGGAGAAGGACACGCAUUUCCAUCACGACGAUGAUGCAGAGGCGCAGAAGCUGAGGGAAAAAGUUCGAGUCCUUAUAUGGGUGAUGACGUCACCACAGAACCUGAAACAGAAAGCCACCGUUGUGAAGAACACUUGGGCCGGGAGAGCAAACAAAGUGAUUUUCUUCAGCUCGGAGACCGACAAGAACUUCCCGACUGUGGGCCUGAAUGUGUCGGAGGGAAGGGAACAUCUCACGGCUAAGACCAUGCAAGGCUUCCGUUAUGUCUACGAGCACCACAGGAACGAUGCUGAUUGGUUUAUGAAGGCUGAUGACGACACUUACGUCAUCGUGGAGAACCUGCGCUACUUCCUGUCCUCCCAGAACAGCAGCGAACCCAUCUAUUUUGGCCACCACUUCAAGACCAUCGUCAAGCAAGGAUAUUACAG